AUGGUCUCUGAGGAGCUGCUGGUCGACGAGCUUGAUGAAGUAGCAGAUGUCGAAAGGCUAGUGCAUGUGGUUGAGGUCGAGUGGGUUGUCGUGGCAUGGGUCAAGGUCUGUGAUGUGCUACUCGCGCUUGAAGUUACAGUGCUUGUUGUGCGAGUUUGCGUGGUAGUCGAUGACCGAGUCGAUGAUGCCGACGACGACGACGACGACGACGACGACGACGACGACGACGACGACGACGACGACGACGACGACGACGACGUGGACGUGGACGUGGACGUGUCACUGGUGGUUGAGCUUGCUGUGCGUGUUGAAGAUGUCAGUGUAGAUGUAGAUGAGGUAGUGGCAGUGCCUGUCGUAGAUGAUGUGGACGUCGAGACACGGACGCAGUACCCGUAUGUGUCGCCCUGGCACGUUUGA
Molecule: messenger RNA, 417 nt
Organism: Symbiodinium natans
Lineage: Eukaryota; Dinophyceae; Suessiales; Symbiodiniaceae
Source: the annotation of a GenBank genome assembly